Messenger RNA from Lepisosteus oculatus (spotted gar), 2233 nucleotides. RefSeq names its product D-beta-hydroxybutyrate dehydrogenase, mitochondrial. Gene Ontology annotation, biological process: steroid metabolic process. NCBI's taxonomy places the organism in Eukaryota, Metazoa, Chordata, Actinopteri, Semionotiformes, Lepisosteidae. Gene Ontology annotation, molecular function: oxidoreductase activity. Gene Ontology annotation, cellular component: intracellular membrane-bounded organelle. The record is from RefSeq and is a predicted model, not a curated record.
GAAAAAGUAAUAUUCCAAACCAAAGUACUUUAAAUAUAGUCAGUCUUAUGAUUAACUUCUGAUUGAGAUAUCGAUCACAUUUUGAUAACUGAAUAACAUAAUACUUUGUUAAAGAACUGAACGUUUUUUUUUAUUUAAAAACCAUUGUUUUGUCGUUCUAAAACCACUUCUCACUGUUAUUGGUGGGGACAAUAAUAAUAAACGCAUCACUCCGGGCAGAAGAUAAAUACUGCAGGGGAGACACUUCUUGCUUGCAUACUGUCGAUCACAUUGAAAAUGAUCAGAACUAUACUUGAAAUUGCCGUUGUGUUUGCCACAGCAAGCUUACUUUAUUUCUUUGGUUAUCUCACUCCAGCCUUUAUCAUGGUGCCUCUCGUGAUCUUUCUUUUGGCUCAGGCCGAAAGCUAUCAGUUUAAUCCAGAAGGAAGAGCUGUGUUCAUCACAGGUUGUGACAGCGGCUUUGGUUAUCAGCUUGCUAAGCGAUUAGACAAAAUGGGAUUUUUGGUAUUCGCUGCCUGCCAGUUCCCUGAGAGAAAGGGAGCUUGCGAUCUUGUGAAUGAAUGUUCCAGUCGUUUGAAAGUCAUUAAAUUAGAUGUUACAAAAGACGAAGAUGUGGCACAGGCCAAGAAAUUCAUUCAAACAAACUUGCCAGAGAAAGGUCUUUGGGGAAUAGUGAACAAUGCUGGGAUUUCUGACUGGUCUGAAACACAAUGGAACAAUAUUGAACACUAUCACAAAAUGGCCGACGUAAACUUAUUCGGAAGCAUAAGGACCACUUUACCAUUCAUUUCCCUGAUCCGAGCCUCACAAGGCCGCAUGGUGUUUGUAUCCAGCAUUUUGGCUUUUUUUUACGCUCCAAACAUGGGUCCGUACAGUAUCACUAAAAGAGCUGUAGAGGCUUUUGCUGACUGCUUAAGGGUUGAAAUGGCCUGCUUUGGUGUAAAGGUCAGUAUCAUCCAACCAGGCAACUUUGGAUCAGUGACUAAUAUUCUGCAGGAAAAAAUGGCUGAGGACAUCUGGAAUCGGUUUGAUGAGGAGCAAAAACAGACAUUUAACAGACAAUAUAUUGAGCUGGUCACUGAAUAUGCUACAAAACUAAGAAGGGAAGGGAUUCAAGACAUUAAUAUGGUCAUAGAUGCUAUGGUAGAUGCUCUUACAUCUCGUAGACCAAAAACUAGGUAUUUGGUAGUAAACAUGUUUGAAAAGGUUUUAUUUUAUGCCUUUCCUUACUGGCCUACGUUUCUUGCUGAUGCUGUAUUUUCUCUCGGUGACAUGUACCAGAAAAGAAAACUGUUGCUCUUUUCCCCAGAAGGCAAUUGAAGCUAGCUAGGUUCUCAUUCAUUGGCCAGACUAUUCCAAGAAACACAAACCUGAGCUCAUAUUAAAAUAGCAUAGAAACUUAGUUGUAAGAUAAGUCACUACCUGAAUUUAUAAAUAUAUUUUAUUCAUUAAAUCUUUUAAGGAAUUAAGGGAUGCUCUUAAAGUUACAAAAAUAAGACAAACUUUCAAGUUUUUUAAUAAAUUUUCAGAUUAACAUGUUUCAAAUGGCCUCUCUUACCCAAAUAGUGUUAAUUUGUAUAAUUUCAUCAACUGAAGCAAUACAAAUGCUAUGGUUGGAUGUUCUAAUUAGUUUAUACAAAAUAAAGUUUUUUUUCCUACUGUGGUGUGAUGAAGAUACUGCACAACCUGAUAAACUACAUAAUUAUCUUUUUACAAGAUGGAACUGAGAAAACUUAUAUAUUGUGCAUCUCCCAGUUUCACAGUGACUUUAAGACAAAAUAAAUUAAAGAAUUCCCCAAAGAUAGUUUCCAAGUAGAAUAUGUAUUUUACAUGUUCUGAGAAAGCCUUAACUACAACAUAUAUACAGAGCUACUCUGGUUGGCUACAAUGGAUGAUACAGCAAGAAAUACAACAGAUACGGGAUUGGGUACUGAAUCAUAUCUCAUACAAUGUUAAGCCUCAAUUAUUUGCAAUGGCAGAAAUGAGAAGGUUCCAUACAGUACAUUUAAGCUAAGAAAUACAGAACAUAUGCAAAAGGUCUAUAGUAAUAUAGGCAGGGGUAUCCCAGUGAUCUGCACCUAUAAAAACUACACUGUGUCAGCUGUAGGAAGGAGCUUUAGUACUCUUCCAAAUCAUUUAACUCCAUGUCAGAAUGCGAAUUCUAGCCCUACACCUGUAUUUACGGCCAGCAGCCAUAUCAGCCUGCAACUUACACGUGGAAACCCACUGAAGC